Messenger RNA from Solanum tuberosum (potato), 702 nucleotides. Its product is annotated as germin-like protein subfamily T member 2. The record is from RefSeq and is a predicted model, not a curated record. Gene Ontology annotation, molecular function: manganese ion binding. The transcript has a single exon. The coding region runs from base 27 to 689 and encodes 220 amino acids. NCBI's taxonomy places the organism in Eukaryota, Viridiplantae, Streptophyta, Magnoliopsida, Solanales, Solanaceae.
CUUUAAAUUUCAAGUUUGAUCAUUCCAUGGCUAUUCGCGUGAUGUUCUUGUUGGGUAUUCUGAUAGUCUUACCAUUUCCUUCUCAUUCUGCUGAUCCUGAUCCCCUGCAGGAUUUCUGCGUGGGAAUUCUGAACGAUACAUCAACAUCUCUUAACGGCUUUCCUUGCAAGCCUGCUUCCCAAGUUACUUCAGAUGACUUCUUCUUUGAUGGCCUAACCAUAGAGGGAAACACUGAAAAUGCAUUUGGAUUCAGUGCAACCGUGGGAAACGUUCUUGCUUUCCCAGGGUUAAACACACUAGGUCUCUCGAUGAAUCGAGUUGACUUUGCCCCAGGAGGGCUAAAUCCACCUCAUUCACACCCUCGUGCAACUGAGUCUGGAGUAGUCAUUAAAGGGAAACUCUACGUUGGAUUCCUAACAACGAAGAACGUGUUAUAUUCCAAAGUAUUGACUGCAGGGGAAAUGUUCGUGAUACCCCGAGGACUAGUGCAUUUCCAAAUGAAUGUUGGAAAGGAGAAGGCAAUGACAAUCACAGCUUUUAACAGUCAUUUGCCAGGAGCAGUGGUUCUACCAACUACACUAUUUACUUCAAAGCCACCAAUUCCUGAUGAGGUGUUGACUAAGGCCUUCAAAAUUGAUGCAAGUGUUAUUGAUGGUAUAAAAGCAAAACUUGGUGCCAUAAACUAUUAACAAUUGUAUAAAA